UGUGUCCAGUCGAUGGUCCCCACUGCUACACCCACUACGACGACAACAGCAUCCAGGACAACAGCUAGCGAACAGGCCGCGAGCAUGGUUCUAAGUGGUCAGCUAACUCCGCUCCCUAUUCAGGACGGAAUGACUACCAGCUGCGGUGCCUUCUAUCUUGUCAAAACUAACAACAGCUGCUACGAUAUUGCUGCGUCAUACGGUAUCGCGAUCGUUAAAUUAUAUAUCUGGAAUCCGGCACUAAACGGGGACUGUACGGGGUUAUACCCAAACUAUUAUAUUUGUGUCGGGCUGAUCGGUAACACAACCACCACUACCACUACAACAACGACUCCAACUAGAGGAGAGGUUGCAACGCCCAUUCCAACUCAAUCAGGAAUGGUAAGUGGCUGUACAUCCUUCCACUCUGUCCAAAGCGGCGACGACUGCUACGACAUCACGGCAGAUAAUGGGAUCGCCCUGGGCAAGUUGUAUAUCUGGAAUCCGGCGCUCAAUGGGGAUUGUAGUGGGUUGUGGCCGGAUUACUACAUCUGUGUGGGGUUGUAAGCAUUAUAUA
Aspergillus ochraceoroseus IBT 24754 is the source of this 556-nucleotide messenger RNA. Its product is annotated as LysM peptidoglycan-binding domain-containing protein. The transcript is spliced from 2 exons. The record is from RefSeq and is a predicted model, not a curated record. Lineage: Eukaryota; Fungi; Ascomycota; Eurotiomycetes; Eurotiales; Aspergillaceae. Bases 13 to 546 code for a protein of 177 amino acids.